AUGAAAAAAAGAUCGUGCCUGCCAGCUUUUCCCAAGAAUGAAGAAUGGAAAAAAGAAAGGGGGAAAAGGAUAAAUCAAGCCUUCUUGAAGCUGCGAAAAGUUUGGUUUUUUCUGACGGGAGACAAAAACACAGAUGAGAUGAGGGUGUCAAUACCAUUGUUGUUCAUCUUUCUUGUUUUGGGUUCGAGCUCCAUUAAUGGCGACACAGAUCCAAAUGACGCUUCUGCUCUGAGGGUUAUGUAUCAGAGUUUAAAUUCUCCAGGACAGUUGACCAAAUGGACCGCAAAUGGCGGCGAUCCUUGUGGAGAUCAUUGGAAAGGUGUUACCUGUUCAGGUUCAAGAGUCACAGAAAUAAACUUAUCAGGUCUCGGGCUAUCUGGAGGAAUUGGAUACCAGCUUACAAGUUUAACAUCAUUAAACAGCUUUGAUAUAAGCAACAAUAAUCUUGGCAACCAGAUACCUUAUAACCUUCCUCCAAAUUUGCAGAGAUUAAAUAUUGCUGGAUGUGGUUUCAGUGGCAGCCUUCCAUAUUCUAUAUCAUUAAUGAAGCCUCUAAAAUACUUAAAUGCUGCUCACAAUCAACUUAAUGGUGAAUUGACCGACAUGUUUGGAAAUCUUCCAUCUUUAUCUACACUGGAUUUAUCUUUCAAUACUCUUACGGGUAAUCUUCCGCAGAGCUUCAGCUCUUUAUCUAGUGCAAACGAUAUGUAUUUGCAAAACAACCAGUUUACAGGAACAAUUGAUGUUCUUGCUGAUCUUCCUCUUAAGAACCUAAAUGUUGCAAAUAACAAAUUCUCCGGUUGGGUUCCUAGUCGUUUGAAAAACAUAAAUCUACAAAAAGAUGGAAACUCAUGGAACUCAGGGAAUGCACCCCCACCUCCACCUGGUUCACCUGCAUCUGGAAGUGGGAAUCGGAAUCGCCAACCGAGUGGAAACGGAAACCCGUCUACAGGCAACUCCGGUAAUGGCGGGAAGAAAUCCGGUGUCAGUGGUGGAGCCAUAGCCGGAAUUGUGAUUUCCAUUCUGGUUGUUGGUGGAGUUAUUGCAUUCUUUUUGGUAAAGAAAAGAUCCCGAAAGUCACGUACUGACAUUGAAAAAACCGAAAACCAGCCUUUUGCUCCUCUUGUACAGCCACAAGGAGUUCAAGAACUGAAGUCUGUUCAAGCUUCCUCAACAGCCAACACAAAAGCAUUCGAAAUCCCAUCAACCAUAAACCUAAAACCACCACCAAUGGAACGCCACAAAUCAUUUGAUGAUGAUGAUUACACUGCAACGGCAAAACCCGUGGUUCCUAAAAAAGUAAGCAUAGCUCCAACGAAUGCAACAUCCUAUUCAAUAGCAGAUCUUCAAAUAGCUACGGAUAGCUUUAGUGCUGAUAACCUUGUGGGAGAGGGGUCUACUGGACGUGUAUUUCGUGCUCAGUUUGAAGAUGGAAAGGUUCUUGCUGUGAAGAAGAUAAAUUCAUCUGCUUUACCUGGUCGUUUAUCGGAAGAUUUUAUUGAUAUAGUUUCAGAUGUAUCAAGGUUACGCCAUCCAAAUGUAACAGAGCUUGUUGGGUAUUGCACUGAACAUGGACAGCAUCUUCUAGUAUAUGAGUUUCUUAAAAAUGGUUCUUUGUAUGAUUUUCUGCACCUCUCAGAUGAAUACAGCAAACCGUUAACAUGGAAUAGCCGUGUGAAGAUUGCUUUAGGGGCAGCACGAGCAUUGGAAUAUCUACAUGAAGUAUGCUCGCCAUCCGUUGUUCAUAAAAAUAUAAAAUCAGGCAACAUUUUACUGGACUCAGAGCUCAAUCCUCACCUCUCAGACUGUGGUUUAGCAAGCCUUGUUCCAAAUGCAGACCAGGAAUUGGACAACAAUGGUGGUUCUGGAUACAGUGCACCAGAGGUUUCCAUGUCUGGUCAGUACACGAUCAAAAGUGAUGUCUAUGGUUUUGGUGUCACCAUGUUGGAACUGCUCACUGGAAGAAAACCAUUUGAUAGUUCAAGGACAAGAUCUGAACAGUCUUUGGUGCGAUGGGCGACACCUCAGCUACAUGACAUUGAUGCUCUUGCAAAGAUGGUUGAUCCUUCACUCAAAGGAUUGUAUCCGGUUAAAUCCCUCUCUAGGUUUGCAGAUGUGAUUGCUUUAUGUGUACAGCCUGAGCCGGAGUUUAGGCCACCAAUGUCUGAAGUGGUUCAGGCGUUGGUUCGACUUGUUCAGAGGGCAAACAUGAGCAAGAGGACUGUUGGUAAUGAUCGAUCUGAUAAUAGCCAGGAUGCUCAGGAGUUUGAGGGUUAAUUGAAGUUGUGCAAAUGAGAUUGAGAUUUAAUUAUGGAGGACAAUUCUUGGGGAAAUGGAGUUUGCUCAUUUGUCUUUGUUGUUGUAUCUCUUUUGUCUACUGUGUCGGUUUCUUUUAAUUAUAUUGUGUUGUUGGAUUUUAUGGGAUUCUUUGUAAAAUAGUGAAACGAAUUGUUUAUAUACCACCAAGUUAACUUCAUCGGUAAAUUUGAGUUGUUUGUUUGUUUGUUUCUGAACCCUGUGGUUAU
Messenger RNA from Lactuca virosa, 2525 nucleotides. The record is from the annotation of a GenBank genome assembly. NCBI's taxonomy places the organism in Eukaryota, Viridiplantae, Streptophyta, Magnoliopsida, Asterales, Asteraceae.